AAAGGGGGGGGGGACUGUUCGACUAGAGCCCGGAGACUUUUGCUCCUCCACCACGACCAUGUGGGUGAUUGUGUUGCAUCGCGAACAGUCGCUUUGCUCGCUCUUAGCUUUGAACAGAAUCGUCCCAAACUGGACUUUUGGGGUGCCAUGCCAUGGCUGUUUGUCCUCAUCCCCCGCCCGGACUUCUAUGCGAGCUUGUCUAGCCGGUAGAUAAUGCGUGCUUUUGGUUGAUCUGGUUCUAGUAAGCUGGAAAAGCUUGUGCCACAAAAACACACAAACAAAAACCCAGUUCUUCGGGGCUGUGUCGUUCUUUACAGCUAGCAGCACAAGCCUGCACUCGUCUGCUCAGAAGUAAGCUAAGGCUGCAUAUACACGCCAUGCAUUCGAAGCAUGUUUAAAUCUCACGCCCUUGAAACCGUAGUUUGUGAAUGUGUCAAGUAUAGUUUCCAGAAUUCUUGUGUGGGCUGUUGAAGAAUGUUUGUUCCAAGGUCUAUUAAAGUCAAGAGGAAUGCUGGUGAUGAGGGGACCUGUGUAACUAAGAAAAAUAAACCUUCUCCAAGUGAAUCCUCACUUGAAAAUGCUACAGACUUCCGAGAUGCUAAGUCAGAUACAAAAGACAUGUCAAGCUCAGAGAGUGACUUGUUUGAACCAGUGGAAAGAGACACUGAGCUGCACACCUCUCUGGAUUCAGCUUUAGCUCUUACUGAAGCAACAUUGGAAAAUGCAAACAAUGAGGACUGUUCUCUUGCUGAGGAUCCCAUAAAAUCUUUUAGCAAAAUGCAACGCUGGCCACAGCCUGGGGAACCUGUGUGUGUGGUUUGUGGUCGUUAUGGGGAAUACAUCUGUGACAAGACUGACGAAGAUGUUUGUAGCUUGGAGUGCAAAGCCAAACACCUUUUACAUAUCAAAGAGGAAAAGGAAAACUCAAAAUCUGCUAGCAGUUGUGAAAAAGCAGAGACUCGGCCCACUUUACUUGAUGGUACUUAUGUCUAUGAAGAGAAUCCAUUUGUGCUAAGCCUUCAAGAGGAGCAGAUUGAGAACUUAAAGCAGCAACUAGGCAUUACUGUCCAAGGUCAGGAAGUUGCAAGACCUAUUGUAGAAUUUGAACAUUGUGGCUUCCCUGAAAUUUUAAACACCAAUUUGAAAAACUCAGGCUAUGAAGUCCCAACUCCUGUCCAAAUGCAGAUGAUCCCAGUUGGAUUAUUGGGCAGGGAUAUCAUGGCCACGGCUGACACUGGCUCAGGAAAAACUGCUGCUUUCCUGCUUCCUGUUGUAAUUAAAGCCUUGGGAGAGGCAGAAACCCCAUCCGCUCUUAUUCUGACGCCAACGAGGGAGUUAGCUAUACAGAUAGAGAAACAAGCUAAAGAGCUCAUGAUUGGACUGCCCAACAUGAGAACUGUUCUUCUGGUUGGAGGAUUGCCAUUACCACCUCAGCUUCAUCGCCUGAAACAAAAUGUUAAGGUUAUCCUAGCUACACCAGGAAGGUUGCUAGAAAUUCUAAAGCAAAGCUCCAUUCAACUCCACAAUAUUAAAAUUGUUGUAGUGGAUGAAGCUGAUACCAUGUUAAAGAUGGGUUUCCAGCAGCAGGUUUUAGACAUUUUGGAAAAUAUCCCCACAGACCAUCAGACUAUUCUGGUGUCUGCCACAAUGCCUUUUGGCACUGAACAGCUGGCCAGUCGACUUCUGCAAAAUCCAGUGAAAAUAACCAUCGGAGAAAAGAACCAGCCAUGUUCCAAUGUUCGCCAGAUUAUCUUGUGGGUAGAAGAACCAUCCAAAAAGAAAAAGCUUUUUGAAAUAUUAAAUGAUAAGAAACUGUUCAAACCUCCUGUGCUGGUAUUUGUAGAAUGCAAACUUGGUGCAGAUCUCCUGAGCGAUGCUGUACAUAAAAUUACAGGCUUGCAAACAAUCUCUAUGCAUGCUGAUAAAUCACAGAUAGAAAGAACUGCCAUAUUACAGCAUUCUGGAUCGCUGCACAGAUGCUGCUCUCCAAGCAACUUAAGCUGUACUUUGGAAGCAGCAACGCCUCUCUCCAUGUGAACCUACCCUGACCCUGAGAUCAUCAUCUGAGGUCCUUCUUUGUGUGCCUCCUGUAUAAGAGGUCCGGAGGGUGGCAACCUAAGAAUAGACCUUUUCUGCAGUGGAAUGCUCUCCCUAGGGAGGUUUGGCUGACGCCUUAAUUGUACACCUUUAGGCGCCAGGUGAAAAUGUUCCUCUUCAACUAGGCCUUUAGCUGAUUAAUAUCUGAUACCCUUUUAAAUGUGGCUGUGGGAGAAGUUGGGGGGGUGUUAUUGGUUUGUUUUUGUUUUUAUAAUGUAUUUUGUGUUUUUUAUCUUGCAUUUCUAUGUUAUGAACCGCCCUGAGAUCUACAGAUUUUAAUAAAUAGAAUCAUAGAAUUGUAGUGUUAGAAGGGAGUAGGGACCAUGAGGGUCAUCUAGUCCAACCCCCUGCAAUGCAGGAAUCUUUUUGCCAGACAUGGGGCUUGAACCCACAACCCUGAGAUUAAGAGUCUCAUGCUCUAUGGACUGAGCUAUCCACAGAAAUAAUAAUAAUUAUUAUUAUUAUUUGCGGGCCCUGUUGCCAUGCUCAUUCUGGGAAUUCAUCAGUGGUCUGGGGAAAUUACUUGAUCUGAUCCUCGUAGAAAUUUUAGGGCUGAACCAUAUUCCAUGAGGGUAUAUUGAAAAUAGUGGCCAGCAGAGGUGCCUGGGUCUUUUAGUGUGCAGUAAUGUUAGUAAGGCUGGUUUUAGAUCAGGGGUGGGGGUCCAGUGGCCAACCAGAUGAUGUUUGGCUACAAUUCUAUUAACCAUGGAGGCUGUGACUGAUGGGAGUCCAACCACAUUUGAAGAGCCACAACUUAUACACCUAGUUUUAGAUGCAGUUUAUCAUUAAUGUUUUUUAAACAUGAACAUUCAGAGCAGCAGCUAGACUGACUGUGAGUUCAAGCUCAGAGUAUAUAUCUGAGAGGAGCUAGCUUUUAGUUCUAUUUAAAUACUUUUAAGUUAUUUUUCUUCCUUUUUAUUUUGUUGCUUAUUGCCCUGUGGCUCCUUUUUGUUUCCUUUUGAAAUAUGUUCAGGAUUUGGCUUCAUUGUGAAUUCUGCGGCUUAAUUUCCUUUGUUGGAAAUCUUGUCUUGUAACUUUUGAUUACAAGACAAGCAACAAAAUUCUUAAAGUUUAAUAUUUAUUUCUAGUUACAUCCUGCACCUUAACAACAAGACAUUUUCAAGGAAGCUGAAAAAAUGUUUCUAUAUGCUUUGCAUUAGGGAUUAUUUCAAGGCAAGUAUGAAGUUGUAGUAAGCACUGGAGUCCUAGGACGUGGACUUGACCUUGUCAACGUUAAGCUGGUCGUGAAUUUUGA
Zootoca vivipara (common lizard) is the source of this 3352-nucleotide messenger RNA. Lineage: Eukaryota; Metazoa; Chordata; Lepidosauria; Squamata; Lacertidae. The record is from RefSeq and is a predicted model, not a curated record.